AUGGGCUCGGUAUUUGUUAUGAUGGCAUGUAGGGGCGUCUCGCGCAACAAAAAAGGCCACAAAGUCGAUCGCUUGACGCCUGCCGCCUUGGUACCUGCAAGGGUCCGACCCUUUGGACCUCCGCAGAUUUUUAGCGGAGCCCUGUCCUACCCACCUAGGCUGUCUUGUCCCUGGGGGACGGACACUGGUGGGGAUGCUCGUUACUUCGUACUUUCUUUCCCUGACCUCGUGCGCGGCUUGACAGCGGAGCUUGUGGUAUUUCAAACUUUAGAAGAAUGGGACGGUGGAGCUCCGCGUGUCGUCCCGAACCCCAACAGCUCCACUCUAGAGGCUACAUUCGACAACCAUUUCGAAGAAAAGAAGAAGAAGAAGCCCCCAAAAAAGGAUGUACAACAACUCAUUGGUCCGGAAGAGGCAGGGACACGCGACACUCUUUACGGAGUACGUGCGCACCUCCGGAAUACUACGGAAUAUACGUACCUAGCACUUCCCAACAAGUUCUGGUUCCGGUCUAAUUACCAAGUAAUGAGCGUCCCAUAG
This is a messenger RNA of Pyricularia oryzae 70-15, 540 nucleotides long. RefSeq lists its product as uncharacterized. The coding region runs from base 1 to 540 and encodes 179 amino acids. The record is from RefSeq and is a predicted model, not a curated record. The transcript is spliced from 7 exons. NCBI's taxonomy places the organism in Eukaryota, Fungi, Ascomycota, Sordariomycetes, Magnaporthales, Pyriculariaceae.